UCCUCAGGUACUCAAUCAGGUUGUAUUGUUUUCACCUGGUCGCAUUAUAAAUCCUACACAAGGCCUUGGCGCCCUUUACUCCGUUUUAUUUUAUCCGUGGUCAUGGGUGGACUUUUGCUUCUCUGUGCACUCUUAUUGCAUUCGUUAAUAUCAUUGCAAGCUGGAAGUAGUCCUCUGAAGUGUUCGCUGGGGUCUAAACUGUGCAAAGACGGAUCAACAUGUGUCCUCUUCCGCCAUGUCUGUGAUGGAGAGCCUGACUGCACUGAUGGCUCAGAUGAAGAGGAGUGUUCAACAGGAUGCAAUGAAGAUCAGUUCCAGUGUGCUCAUGGAAAGAAGUGCAUAGACAAGAACCAGAGGUGUGAUGGAAUUCCCCAGUGUCAGGACCGCUCAGAUGAACUGAAGUGUACAAAACAAACAGAGAGCUGCUUUCACCACUGUGACAACGAUAAUCGCUGCUUGCCAUCGAGCUUCAUCUGUGAUGGAGAGAAGGACUGUUUGGAUGGCACAGAUGAAGCUAACUGUGAGGACCAAGAGGGAGGUAGACAAGGAGAGGAAAAGGUGACCAGAGCAACGCUGAAGCCUUCUACAACUGUUGGCUCAUCAGCCUCCAUCAAGUGUCCUUUGGGCUUCAAACCCUGCAAGCAUGAUUUGGAGUGUGUCCUCUACAAACAUGUGUGUGAUGGAGAAGCAGACUGUAAAGACGGCUCAGAUGAGGAAGGAUGCUUGUCUGCAUGUGAAACAGACCAGUUCCAGUGUGCACAUGGAAAGAAGUGCAUAGAUCAGAGCCAGGUGUGUGACGGUGUGCCUCAGUGUCAGGACCGCUCUGAUGAGCUGGAAUGUUCAAAACUGAUGGAGGGCUGCGCUCACCAGUGUGAUAACAAGAGUCGCUGCAUUCCCAACAGCUUCCUCUGUGAUGGAGAGAGGGACUGUUUGGACGGCAGUGACGAGGCGAACUGUGCUGAUGAGGGCUGCAGUGCCACAGAGUACAAGUGCACCAGUGGCCAGUGUGUGUCGGCCACAAUGCGUUGCGAUGGUCAUCCAGACUGCUGGGACAGAUCAGAUGAGGAGAGCUGCACCAAUGCACCAACCUGCACCACCAAACACUACUGUCCCCAGAGCAAGGAGUGUCUGGUGCAGGAGUGGAUCUGUGAUGGAGAUCUGGACUGCAAAGAUGGUACUGAUGAGAAGGAUUGUCCGGUAGUUCCACUGAGCUGUGGACAGUUCCAGUGGACUUGUAAGUCUAAGACAAAGUGCAUCCCUACGGCCUGGAGGUGUGACGGCAUGAAGGACUGUGAUGAUGGCAGUGAUGAGACUGACUGCGGGGUUGUGACAUGCCUUCCACACCAGUUCCAGUGUGGCAGCCAGGAGUGUUUGGAUCCAGUCCUGGUGUGCAACAGCAUUACCAACUGUGCGGACGGUUCUGAUGAGGGAGGAAGCUGCCAGAAAAACUGUGCAGAGGCAGAUAUGAAAGGCUGCAGCCAGGGCUGCUACAGCACACCACAGGGACCGCGUUGUCGUUGUGCUGAAGGAUUCAUGCUCAUGGAGGAUGGACAGACUUGUGCUGAUGUUGACGAGUGUGAUGGUCGAAGCCCUGGUGUGUGCAGCCAGCUGUGCAUCAACACCCCUGGCUCGUAUCAAUGUCACUGUCACCCAGGAUACAUAAAGGAGGCAGGUGGACAGCACUGCAAAAUUACAGGUGAACCUUUUCUUUUAGCAUCAAUACAAACGGAUCUUUUCUUACUUGGCCUGCGCAGUGGCAGCCUAGAUGUGUUGUCGUCCUCUGCCAAGCGGGCCGUUCUCUCCCUGGACUAUGACUGGAGGGAGCAGAGAGUCUUCUGGGUUGGUCUGGACUCUGAGAACAUCAGAUGGUCCUCACUGGACCAGAAGACCACUGGAACUCUGAUUAAAGGUGUAAGGGCUGACUCUGUAGCUGUAGACUGGCUGGGUAGGAAUCUGUACUGGAUCGAUGGCGUGAACAGUCAGAUAGUUGCUGUCAGACUGGCCAAAGCCACUGUGAGUACAUCUGACCACAGCGUCAUCCUGGAUGAGGACCUGGAUCAGCCUCGCUCCCUGGCACUGCUACCACAAAAAGGGCUGAUGUUCUGGACAGAGAUUGGUAACAUAGUGAAGAUAGAGCGUGCUGGGAUGGACGGGUCGGAAAGGAGGGUUCUGGUAAACUCCAGUCUGGGCUGGCCAGGCGGGGUAGCUGUGGACAUGAUCUCAGACAGAGUCUACUGGACAGAUGAGAGGCUGAGGUCUAUUGGAUCUGCAACACUGGAUGGAAAUGAUAUUCAGGUUCUGCAGAUGAAAGAGACGACCAACCCGUUCUCCCUAGCCGUGUUCAAUGACAUGCUCUACUGGACUGAUGCCAAGAAGCGGGUAGUCUGGGCUGCUCACAAAACUUCUGGAAAAAAACAUCAGGUUCUUCUGAAAAGACCAAGACAACCUUUUGGUGUGAAGAUCGUCCAUCCGUUGCUCCAGAUGGGCUCUGAAAGCCCCUGUGAGAAAGUCCAGUGUUCCCAUAUGUGUGUGUUGGCCCCAGGACCCAAGGCUGUGUGCAAGUGUCCCUCUGGUCUUUUACUGGCAAAGGAUGGCCUGAACUGCUCCAAGCUGGUGGACUCAUCGUUCCUGUUGAUGCUGUCUCCCUCCACUGUCACUCAGAUCUACUUGCAGUCCCGACACACAGCAGCAGAGCUGAAAGGCUGGCCUGAGCACAUUGCCCUGCAGGUUCCCAGUGUUAAUGAGGCGGCCAUCAUGGAUUACAGCCUACGUGACCACACCCUGUUCUUGACAGAUGACAGCACUACUUCACUAAGCUCCUUUAAGCUGAAGGAAUCAGACUUGUCCCCAAAAGGCCAGCUUCUAAAGCUCAUGGGUGAUACGAUGACUGCAAUGGCCCUUGACUGGGUCACACUAAACGUCUACUGGAGUAGCAACAAACAGCCCCGGCUGCAGGUCACCUCCACUACAGCGGCGCACACGGCUGUUCUGAUAAAGGAAGGUAUUGGCAGAGUUGAGGACAUCGCCCUCCACCCUCCCAGUGGAAAAGUUUGUUACAUCAACCAGGGUCUGCAAGGAACGGGUGCUUUGGCUGCUGUAGAGUGUGCAAACAUGGACGGUGCUGAGCGUGUUGUGAGGAAGGAUUCUGUUCAGUCCACAUCUCUGGCUUUCUCCAGUAAUGGGGAUAUAAUUUACUGGGCUGACUCAGGUUCUGGGACCAUCUGCUCCAUCCAGCUUGAUGGAUCUAGUUACAAGGAGUUCAAGACUGCUGAAGGCCUGACCGCUGUGGCCUUGAGUGAUGAAACAUUGCUGUGGAUGACUGAGAGUGACAAAACCAGACUCUGGUACCGGGAUGAGAAGCAACAAAACAAACUUUGGUUUGAAGUCGGCACACAAGUGGUCAGUUUAAAAGCCUUCAGCAAGUCUAGUCAGACAGGUUCAAACCAGUGCUCAGAAAACAAUGGCAACUGCCAGCACCUUUGUUUAGCCACCCCAAGAGGUCAUACAUGCAGGUGUGCCUAUGACCACAUCCUUGUGAAUGACACCCACUGCAUCCCUGAGCAGCACUGCCCAGCUGGCAGCAGACCCUGCCUCGAUAAACUCUCAUGCAAGCCAGCAGAGAAGUUCUGCAAUGGGCAUGUUGACUGCAAUGACCACUCCGAUGAGAACUGUGUCACUCUGAAGCUUGGAUCAGGAGCCAAAGUCCUGGCUCCCAUUCAGCUCCACGGCUCCUUUUCUUCUCCCUUGCCUCCUGAAGACCCAGGCUUAAACACCACCCUGAACGUAAGUGGACAGUUGAAGAACCUGGACGCCCAGCAGUGCAGCCAGAGACGUUGCAGUGACAAUGGACGCUGUGUGGAAAACCAAGGAAGCACUGCAUGUGUGUGCUCAUUUGGCUACAGCGGUGAUUCCUGUCAAGACCACUUCCUGAAGACCAUGCAGGGUCCCAUUGUGUACGGUGCCGCAGGGCUCUGUGCAGGAGUCGUGGUCAUUGUUGUGAUGGCAGUUGUGGUUAGAAGGAAGAAGAGUGCCAACACAAGGAGAACUAGCCCAGCUGCGGUGAAGGAAACUAGAAUGACUGAUCUUGAGAACAAAGCUGAGUCCACCCCUGUUACACAAAGCGCUGCAUUGGACCCAGAAAAAACAGAGGAAGCGGUAUCGUCUGUGGACUGAGGCUGAGUCAUGGGCAAGCAAUAUUUUAAAUAAAUGACUCCGGUGAUAAA
This is a messenger RNA of Cheilinus undulatus (humphead wrasse), 4223 nucleotides long. Its product is annotated as very low-density lipoprotein receptor-like. The transcript is spliced from 21 exons. Bases 103 to 4173 code for a protein of 1356 amino acids. The record is from RefSeq and is a predicted model, not a curated record. Gene Ontology annotation, molecular function: protein binding; calcium ion binding. NCBI's taxonomy places the organism in Eukaryota, Metazoa, Chordata, Actinopteri, Labriformes, Labridae.